GGAAGACGAAGGACAGUUGAUGCUCGACCUAUCAGAAAGUGUUGCUCGAGCUGCUGUUUCUGGGGGACUCCAGCAACACAAUCUGUAUCUUCGAGGUGGCGAUCCGGAUGAUGCUGGCGAUACUUCUCCCAAUGGAAGUGUGAACACGAUUCGCUCUCCAUGCUCUUCACUGGUAGACACUCCAAGGAGUCGAGGUGCGCAGGUGAUAGGAACGUGCGACUACGUAGUAGAAGAUCCAACGAGUCUUGAUGGAACCGACGACACACUUGCAUCAAACGCUCUCAUUGCACAGGACUGCGCAGCAUUGAUCAUAUCUGGGGCGCUUUGUAAUUCGCGGUCAUUACGACCAGGGAGUGACUCUGAAAGCGACAGCAGCGGCGUUGAGACGGUGGUAGAGAUAGAUGUGAGCGAUGAUGACUCACCGAACAGGAAGCGAGAAUCUCUAGAUGACGACCCUGCUCUCCGGAUAGAUGCUCCUCGAGAGGAUGUGGUCGACGUCGGGCGGAGUCGAUUGUGGACUAGUGCUCGGGAGAAUUUGGUCGACGUCGAUUGUGACCUGAAUUUCUGCGCGGAAGAGGAGUCUGAGACAGCGCCUCAAAAUCCUGCUUUAUCUGUACGCGACGAAAAUAGAUUGGUGGAGCCAAAUAUUGAAGAAAUAGCAGAAGGAGAGAUUCCGAUAGAACUCGAGUGUGGCACUCCUGCUGCGACGGCCCUAUCACGGCUGCAUCAGGCCGACCCUAUCAUGGCUGCAUCAGGCUGCGCAGAAGACGACGAGGAGGCUUCUCUCGACACUGAGGCUGUCGCUCCUGAUGCACAGGCUGCGCAGGCUUCUCUCGACACUGACGCUGUCGCUCCUGAUGCAGAGACCGAGUCUCCUGUAGUGUCUGACGGCACUACAGGAGAGCCGGUCUCUGCAUCAGGAGAGGCCGCCGACGCGGAUGGUGAAGAACCGCGUGCAAGGAUUGCAAAGGCUGAGUUCGUAUCACAACAGCUAGACUACGACAUCACCUCACUGCAACCUGCAAUAAUUGCAGACGAAGAUGAAGAUGAUGACCUUUCACCAGUUAGCUCCGUCAAGUCCACGACCAACAGUGAAAAACCUCCAACGCCAGUAGCAGCAGAGGUUUCGGGUACUCCGGAUUCAUCAUUAGACCUGAGUUUUCAAUCUUGCGUUUCGCAUAGCGAGGAAGCUUUGUCUCAGGUCGAGAGUGAGCAAAUAAACAGAACAUCCAUAGUACUCGACAGCAGGGAUGAAGAUGAUCACAGCAUUUUCGUCACACCAUUAGAUUUGAACAAUAGUGUCGUAGCAGAUCACUUGGAGGUUGAAACUAUAGAAGAUUUGGAGGUUAGUACGGGGAGCCAAGAUGAUGAUACAAACAAGGUUGCGCGUAUAGGACCUGAUCCAGUCAUAAUGGCUAGCCCUGAAUUCGUAGUAGAAGAUGAGGCGGAUCAGGCAACUGUGAGCUCCAGUCUUCCAAUAGAUGCGGAAAACAGUGGAAGUCGAAGUGACACCACGCAGGAUGCUAGCUGUAAGCAGGAUACUAGGAGGAGGAGGACAAUCGCGGUGAGAGAAAUUGCUACCAAUAUUGAUCCGGGACCAGGUGUUUUGUCGUCUUCAUCUUCCUCGCGUCGUUUCUCAGUGCCUACGGACCGCAUUCAACCUAGUGACUCUUCCUCAUCUAAGCGGGAGCAAAAGCAAAACCACAAAAGUCAGAGGAGAUCAACAGAUACACUACCAACAAAAAACACAUCUGCUUCUACAGGCUCUAGUACCGCGAGGAGUGUUCAAUCAAGGUCAAGGAGAAGCAUAAUGCGAGAGCAAGAUCUUUCGAAACAUCCGGAGCCAAACCGAGAUCCCGCUUCCACUUCUGAAGAUACCAAAUCCCGCAUAAGAAACCCGACACUGUCUGCCCGAUCAUUGAAACCAGGUCGUGCAGUACGAGAGCAGAAGACGUCCUCUUCUUGUUGUAAUACAUCUAUGUUGGCCUCCUCCACGAGAUGGGCGAAAGUUAGGAAUGCAACACUAGUCUCCUCGCGAGUUCGAGAGUUCGAUUUUCUUGCUUACAAAAAAGCACGUGGCGGCGCGAACACAAGUACGGCUGCUACAGGUGAUGGUGCGAUUGCCACAGGGGGCGGCGCAAGCACUUGUUCUGUGCUGCCGUCACUCGGUGCAGUUCAAAGGUGCAGCAUUGCGGCGAGUAGCACCGGUACAGUUCUAGACUCAACAAAGAAUGAUAACUACAGUACAAAAGUCAAGCAAGAACUAGUAGUGGUCCACGAUGAACAAAAGGUUUCGAGCAGCGGGAGCUCCGAUGCUGAACCACCCAAUGAUACCAGUGCACAGGAACAAGAACGACUAGUUCGUGCCGCAGCUACUUCUGAGGUAAACGACCAAGCUUGUGAAGCUCCGACUGUUGGUUACGCUCAUAAUGAAAAUGAAGUAAAAAAUGAAGCUGGGAGAGGGAUUGUUCCCACUCCUGGCACAGCGCAUUUCGAUUUUACGCAGCAUCGACAUCGAAAGUGGAAAAAGUAGUUUUUUUCGCUCUGUUUCAAAAUUCGGCCUAUUUAAACUAGAGGCUGAACAAGGUCGGUGAGUGUCAUGGUUGAUCUUGAUUGUAUACUCAAUAAUAGUAUCUAAACUUCAACACAAGACAGUAGACGCUAAAAAAUUAGCGUCGUGAAGGUUGGUGAUUGUCAUGGUUGAUUGUAUACUCAAGAAUAGUACCCUCGUUAGGAUAGUUGUCAUGUGUCAUGGUCGAUUAACGUAGCCUAGUUUCACUUGCCUUCUCAGUCAUCAUCAGGUGUCACGUCAGUUUGAUAUAAGCCAAAGUCGUAUUUGUGAGGCCAUGAACAAAUCGGGGUUCUUUUCUUUUCCAUGGAGUUCUCUUGUAUAUGCCGGAAACGCCGUAUAUUGUUACCAAUUACUUACCAUCAAGAUGAAUUCGUUCUGCUCAUCUUUUUAGAAUUCUGUCAUGAUAGCGUAUUUGGGUACGCUCCCUUCGUCGAGUCGACGAAGAAUUUGUUUUUCUUUUCCCUAUACAGUCAUGGUAUCUAUGUGGAAGAUGGAAAAAUUCCUCAACAUGUUGUUGAACUUACAAGGCGAAGGUUCUUGCCUGGAUUAGAUGAAAAGAACUUUUCUGAAGCUCUUAGCGUUUGUAUUCUUAUCUGCGUGCGUCUUGAAAAAGUUUGAAGGCAUGGACUUGAUUGAUUCUCUAUAGG
This is a messenger RNA of Amoebophrya sp. A25, 3219 nucleotides long. The record is from the annotation of a GenBank genome assembly. NCBI's taxonomy places the organism in Eukaryota, Dinophyceae, Syndiniales, Amoebophryaceae.